Molecule: messenger RNA, 824 nt
Organism: Camellia sinensis
Lineage: Eukaryota; Viridiplantae; Streptophyta; Magnoliopsida; Ericales; Theaceae
Product: transmembrane protein, putative (DUF1118)
Source: RefSeq, a predicted model, not a curated record
CCCUUUUGAUUGGUCGACACUAAGAUUACAGACAGAAAAAGGUGUUUGGAACCUAAGAAAAUUCACCAAGAAAAAUUUCCUCCGGAAAAAUUCUGAUAAAACUCCUCUCGUCAAAUGGCAAUGACAACGGCUUCGCCAACUGCUUAUCUUCGUCAUAACGUCGAGCACAGUAGUUUCUUUCCCGCCAAGUCCCGAUUUCGUCAAUUCUUUCCCGCCAAAAGAGCUUCAAGAUUUCUCGCCAUGGCACCUAAAACGAAGGUGAACAAGUACGACGACGGGUGGAAAAAGGAAUGGUUCGGCGCCGGAAUAUUUUACGAAGGAAGUGAAGAUGUCGAGGUCGACGUGUUCAAGACGAUCGAGAAACGAAAGGUUCUGAGCAACGUAGAGAAAUCUGGUCUCUUGUCCAAAGCAGAGGAAUUGGGUUUCACUCUCUCAUCCAUCGAGAAACUCGGCGUGUUUUCCAAGGCCGAGGAGCUCGGCUUGCUCAGCUUGCUCGAGAAGGCGGCUAGCUUCUCGCCGUCGGCGCUGGCUUCGGCGUCGCUUCCGAUUUUGGUGGCGGCGAUUCUGGCGAUCGUUUUGAUACCCGAUGACUCGGCGGGUCUGGUAGCGGUGCAGGUUGUGGUUGGGGGUGCGCUUGCUGUCGGGGCGGUCGGGUUGUUUGUUGGGUCGGUUGUUUUGGGUGGGUUACAAGAGGCGGAUUGACUGGAUCCAUAUUAUAUAUAUGAUGUAUAUGUAUAAGCAAGUUUUCUGUAUUGAUAUUGUAAAGCAUCUUUCUUUUUGGUCCUCAAAAGAGAGAAAAAAAAAAAAAAAUCUUUGAAUAGCUU